Messenger RNA from Anthostomella pinea, 297 nucleotides. The record is from the annotation of a GenBank genome assembly. Lineage: Eukaryota; Fungi; Ascomycota; Sordariomycetes; Xylariales; Xylariaceae.
AUGUCGACACUAUCAUUACUCAGAGCUGGAAAGCAGCACUGGAAACAUGCCUCAGGAGUUGACGAGCUCCUCAACAGUGAUGCACUGCAGAGUCGUACCAUCAAGUUCAACGAGACGUCUGUCCUGCGCUCCUGCUGCUCAGCCUGCGAAACCAAGUUGAGAGAGCUGUACAAGAAGCUUGCCAAAGAGGGCAACGGGAGAAUGUCGCGCUAUCUGUGGCCCCUGAGCGAAAAGGAACACGAGAAGGCUGUUCAGAGCGUCCGAAACUUCACCACAUGGAUACAGCUCGCCCUCUAG